Molecule: messenger RNA, 2464 nt
Organism: Sardina pilchardus (European sardine)
Lineage: Eukaryota; Metazoa; Chordata; Actinopteri; Clupeiformes; Clupeidae
Product: probable G-protein coupled receptor 82
Exons: 2
Coding region: 103-1287 (394 amino acids)
Biological process (GO): G protein-coupled receptor signaling pathway
Cellular component (GO): membrane
Molecular function (GO): G protein-coupled receptor activity
Source: RefSeq, a predicted model, not a curated record
CAACAUCCUCGCACGAGCCUCCACCACUUAACUUGAAUGGAACAAGUAAUGUUGAGAUCUAAAUGUUUUGCCUACAUGUAAUCAACAAAGGAUCUGUGUAACAUGGAUACGACAAUGGCGGACGAUCUGAAUCAGACCACUGGCUUCAGUAAUGCCACCUUACGCCUUUGCCCAUCAGUCACAACUUACAUCAUCCUUCCAACUCUCUACACCCUGAUGUUCCUAACUGGUCUCCCUGGAAACAUCCUCUCAUUGUGGGUCUUCAUGGCCAGGAUUCCCGACAAGUCCCCGACACACAUCUACCUCAUCAACUUGGGCGUAUCCAACCUGGUCUUAUGCUUGACAAUGCCCGUACUGGCUGGGUACUAUGCCAUGGGCUUUUGGUUGGACGUGAGCCACCCUUUCUGCAAGAUGGCCGUGUCCUUCCUGACACCCAUAAUCCACACCAACAUCACCGUGGGCAUGAUCAACCUGACCUGGGUGGCUUUGAGUCGCUGUGCCACCCUCGUCCUCAACAACCAUGCCCACCGGCCGAGCCGCGUGACCAAAAUCUUCCCAUCAGCCUUCCUGCGGCAGUUUCGCCACACUCGCUUUGCUUGGGGCCUCUGCCUGGGCACCUGGGGCAUUGUGCUAACCAGUCUGGUUCCUGCCAUGGUGAUGUACUCUGAGGACGUGAGCCAGACACGAGACAUGGAGAAAUGCUACAGUGCCAGGGUGGAGGUUGGCAGUGGUGGUUCGGUUAUGUUCGUGCUCAUUGUUGGCAGCCUGGUCAUCUUUUUCUUCUGCUAUCUGCUGGUGCUCGGCUCGUACAUUGCAGUGGCUCGCCAUAUCUUGCGCAUCCGCCACAACACGGCUAUGUCCAACCAGCAGCGUGUCUACACAAAGGUGUUCCGGAACAUCAUGGUCAUUCAGGUGGUUCUGAGCAUUUGCUUACUGCCUCACCAAAUCUGGAAGGCUGCUUUCUUGCAGCUGGUGCACCAAUACUCUGAGUUUGCAUCACUCCACGACGACCCCUGUCACCCACUCUCCGUGCACGUGGAGAUAAAGAACAUGCUCAUCUCUCUGGCUGCUCUGCGCUGCAGCACGGAUCCCAUCACCUACUUCCUGCUGGACAGGACGUUCCGCAAGCACACCAUCAGCAUGUUAGGACUGACCCCACCCUCAAGUAGCCAAUCGUCAGGAUCAUUGCUGGACCAUAAUGGAGCGACAUCACCUGGUUCCAAGGUACUUCACUUUUCACCAGUCAAGACUGAAAACAGUAUGAUGAUGCAAUGUACUGAAACAUGAUAAAUACUGUUAAAGAAACUCAUAUAACCAUGUUAUAUUCUGCAGUCUCGAGUCUGCAGUUCCUCGGGAGAACUUGGCUAGAAUUAUCUGUGGUUUAAGUGCAUUACUGAGAGAUGGGUGUUGUGAACAUAUAUUACAGUGUGGAUUAAGUAGAGGUGUUGAAAUUGAUCAAAUAAUCAAUGCAUCAUGAUGCGGACAUGGACGAUGCUGCAUUGAUGCAGUAGCCGACCAUAAUCGAUUAUAACACAAUAAUGUCGCUCGUUAGUUUAACAAACAUUUAAAUGAAAAAUAACAUUCUCAAUAGCCUAACCCGUUUCAUCUAGUCUAUAUGAAACAGGUUAGGCUACUAAGAAUGUUAUUUUUCAUCCAUGUCCAUAGAGUCUAGAUCAGGGGUCUCCAACACACUGCCAGUGGGCAGCAGGUAGACUGUGGGAUGUCUAUGAGGUGACACCUUGUUAAAAUAGCCAACAAGUCACCUGCAGAUCACGCUUUAAAAACAUCCUCCUAUGUGACGUUUCUUUUUAAUAGAUAUUUAAUUGUAGACCACAACCAUUUUAAGAAUGUAUGUACAGUAGCCAUACAUCUGUAACAUUAACUUGAUAUUGGUGGUGAUAUCUUAGAUAUUGAAGCUGGGUUAAAUUGUAGCCUUUGGCUCCAAAUCCCUUACCCAUUACAUUUUUAAACAACAAUGGAAGCAGAGUGCGUACUCGCACGCAUAAACAGUAAAAAUAAAAUAAAUAAAUAAAUGAAUAAAAACUUGCUCGCCUGAUGCAACCAAUGGAAGCAUAUGACUGUGCAUUAAUUACCUGGCGAAAAACAAAAGCUUUCUCGUCAGAUCAUGGAGAGAUUUGAGAUGUGCAAUAACUAUAAAAGUCGUAGUAGCAGCUGUCUUGCUAGGCCCAGUGAAACCUGGCAAUGUCGAAUAUUCCGCUGGUUGGUGCACAAGCAAGCGUUCAGAUUGGUGCUCUGUCCAUUCACAUGGAUUCCACUGGAGCAGAUCCUCCGCACGUCUUCGGUAGCCUACAGGAUGUCUCUUAGCUUUGCACUUUCAUAGGGCCAUACUGUAUAUGUAGCCUAUAAUAUGCUAUGUAACUGUAGGGCUAUGCAGCCUAUUUGUAUGCAGAAAAUGGAGUUGAUUUCUGUACAGACAUAUAGUAAUUAAUUGGUGUAGUCUGUU